This is a messenger RNA of Armigeres subalbatus, 1985 nucleotides long. It is a transcript of the gene sqd, whose product is annotated as RNA-binding protein squid. Bases 302 to 1285 code for a protein of 327 amino acids. Lineage: Eukaryota; Metazoa; Arthropoda; Insecta; Diptera; Culicidae. The transcript is spliced from 7 exons. Gene Ontology annotation, cellular component: nucleoplasm; chromatin. The record is from RefSeq and is a predicted model, not a curated record. Gene Ontology annotation, biological process: regulation of gene expression. Gene Ontology annotation, molecular function: RNA binding.
CGGUCAGUGCGCAGUAUUCUUUCUCUUCGGGUUUAUCGCUGGAGCCAGACGCGAUCACACGUCGCUCGCUGAGAAGUCGCGUUUUCAAAAUUUUAGCAUAGGAAAUUGAAUAGUGAUUUUGUAAAGCGGUUCUCCAGUUUGAAGGAAAAAACACAUUUUCCUGACGAUUUUUAAACUUCCGCAAAAAGUGAAGAGCAGUUUAUUUUUACGGAAUUAACCGCGUUGAGGGCUUGUUUUAAGUUCUAAGUACUCUCUAGUGGUAUAGUUGGUGCAAAAGUCCCAGCAAAUUAGCAAAAGUAAAAUGGCCGAUCAGGAUCAAGAGAUGAACGGAAACGGCCAGGAAUCGCUGGAUCAGAACGGUGGCGACCAGAAUGGAGCCGAGAGCAGCAACGUUCGCGAUGACGACAGAAAAUUAUUCGUUGGUGGACUUAGUUGGGAAACAUCAGACAAGGAACUGAAGGAACACUUUGGCCAGUACGGUGAAAUCGAGAGCAUAAACGUCAAGACAGACCCCAACACGGGCCGCUCGCGAGGAUUCGCCUUCAUCGUGUACAAGAGUGCGGACUCGAUCGACAAGGUGGUGGCCGCCGGCGACCAUGUCAUCAACAACAAGAAAGUCGACCCCAAAAAGGCGAAGGCACGCCACGGCAAAAUCUUCGUCGGUGGACUGACCACAGAGAUCAGCGACGAGGAAAUCAAGACCUUCUUCGGACAGUUUGGCAAUAUCGUUGAGGUCGAGAUGCCAUUCGACAAGCAGAAGAACCAACGCAAAGGUUUCUGCUUCAUCACGUUCGAUUCCGAGCAGGUGGUGAACGAACUGCUCAAGACGCCAAAGCAGACCAUCUCCGGCAAGGAGGUGGACGUGAAGAAGGCCACUCCCAAGCCCGACAACAUGCACAUGGGUGGCCCGAUGGGUGGUCGCGGUGGCAUGCGGGGACCACCACGAGGUGGCAUGCGGGGUGGACGCGGGGGACCGGGAGGACCCAAAGGCUACGGACAAGGCUGGGGCGGACAGGGCUACGGCGGCGGCUACGGCAACCAGGGCGGAUAUGGAUACGGUGACUAUUAUGGCGAUUGGGCGGGAUGGGGCUACAACGGUUAUGAUUACUCCCACUACGACGACUACUAUGGAGGCUACAACGACGGCUACGGCAACAGCGGUGGUCGACCUGGUGGCCCCCGCGGGGGCAAAGGUGCCGGUGGUGGCGGCGGUGGCGGCUAUCAGGGUGGAAAGCAGCGAGGCGGAGGCGGUGGCAACCGCCAGCCAAGGCACACACCGUACUAAACAAUCGCGAGACAGUGGAUAUACCGUGUCCUUUUCCAACUUUUAAUUACUAUAGAUUAGUAGUUUAGCGCCCUCCAAAAAAAAAACACAGAAACAGCCUGUUUACUAGCAAGAUAAGUCCCCCCAUAAUAAUUCCUAUUCGAGAUCCAUGAAGACAGCGAGAGCGAUCGAUCGAGUAUGCAAGAGCAUAGGUGGAGCGUGUGAUUGAACUGAAUAAAAAACCGGCCGAAGGAUUGAAUUCUUCCGCCACACACAUUCACACACCGAGUACACACUAGAGGAGGAGCAGGAAGAUAGUGGCAACAAUUGCCCUCCUUCCAGGGUAAUAUUGGUUUCAUCCCUGAGGGAGAAUGAUGCCAAUCGAGGAGAACGUCCCAUUUCCAUCAUUUUCAUCUCAUGUUUACGGUACUUUUCCAGUAGUAAGGCACAUACCGAAAAUAUAGAACCAGUAUAUUACUUAAGUCUCAUUUUUGAAUAAACAACAAAAUAUUAGAGAUUAAUUUGGUGUCAUUUUUCAGUUUUUUGAAUAAAAUGAACAAAGAUAAUACAAUUACAAAAUAGACUUAAUGUUCAUUCUCAUAGAACAAACUCUACUGCAUUGCGAAAGUUGCAUAGGAACAAGAUGCAGUAUUACAUUUUAUGUGUGUACCUCAUGAAAUUUCUGAAGGCAAAAGUACGAAUAAAAAACAUUUUAAACAUG